UGAUCGUAGCUCUAACCUUCGUUCACGUACCUUACUCAUAUCAAAUACCUCUAUCGGAAUCCCAGUUAUGAAAUGGUCUUCGUUCAGAUCAUAGUCUGCCGAUCUCUUUACUUUCGAAUAUUAUGAGAGGCUGAGAGCCUAGUGGAUUUCUCCAAAGUUGUGGAUAAGGAAGCUUUAGGAGGUUUGGUUUAUCCAUUAACAAGUAGCACAAGUGCGUGUGUAAUCAAUUGAUAAGUAAAUGCAUGGAUGGGAGAGAUGCCAUGGCGUUACCUGGGUCUUCAUCGUAUUAUAAUAUGCUGCAGCAGCAGAGAGGAGUAGCAGGGUCAGGACCUGGAGCUCAGACUGGGUUGCAUGGACCGCCUGGUUUUCGUCCAUUGUCUAGUCCAACCAUGCCGAUGCAAUCAAAUAUUGGUGGCAGUUCUGCUGGAUCGACAUUUCAAGUAGAGCCUUCGUCGGCCAUUUCACCUCAUAGCGGUAACGUGAGUGUUUCAGGUCCAACUGGGGUUUCGCAAGGAGAGCCUGUUCGGAGGAAAAGGGGUAGACCUCGGAAGUACGGCACUGAUGGCACCGUAUCAUUGGCGUUAUCUCCCUUGUCCUCCUCUGCUCCUCCAGCCUCUUCAACCGCACCAUCUCAGAAGCGGGGUAGAGGGCGGCCUCCGGGGACUGGCAGGAAGCAACAAUUAGCUUCUCUUGGUGAAUGGCUCUCUGGUUCUGCUGGAAUGGGUUUUACUCCACAUAUCAUCACAAUUUCAGUAGGGGAGGACAUUGCUACAAAAAUAAUGUCAUUUUCACAACAAGGGCCAAGGGCUGUAUGCAUUCUUUCAGCCAAUGGCACUGUGUCUACGGUGACACUUCGUCAACCUUCAACUUCUGGAGGGACUGUCACAUAUGAGGGUCGUUUCGAGAUAUUAUGUUUAUCAGGAUCUUAUAUGCUCACUGACAAUGGGGGAUCCCGCAGCCGAACUGGUGGUCUUAGUAUCUCCCUUUCCAGUCCUGAUGGCCGUGUUAUUGGUGGUGGAGUUGGAGGAAUGCUUAUCGCAGCAAGCCCAGUUCAGGUGAUAGUGGGUAGUUUUGUCUACGGCGGUUCAAAAUCGAAGAACAAGACAGGAGCAGGUGCACAGUCGGAGCCAGAUUCUGAUCUACAAACCGGUGAUAAAUCGGGUGCCCCUUCCAAUCAAACUCUGACCCCUACUUCGAUGAGUGGGUGGCCAGGAUCUCGGCCGGUGGAUAUGAGGAAUUCCCACAUCGACAUUGACUUGACACGUGGAUGACAAUUUCAGCAGUUUAUGUGGCACAUUUUGUACAUGUCAUCAAGUAGUGUGGCAAUUAGAAAGGACAUGGUGGCCUAAGAAAUUUCCCUCUUUUGUUCACCAAUGGAUAAUGUGGUUUGUACUAACAUAUUUUUGUAGCAUGGGUCAAGCAUUCUGAGGCCCCUCAAAACGAUGGUAGAUUAGUGAAAUUUAGUUAGGUUCUUCUUGCUUGAGAUCUUGUAUU
Molecule: messenger RNA, 1494 nt
Organism: Telopea speciosissima
Lineage: Eukaryota; Viridiplantae; Streptophyta; Magnoliopsida; Proteales; Proteaceae
Product: AT-hook motif nuclear-localized protein 9-like
Exons: 5
Coding region: 243-1271 (342 amino acids)
Molecular function (GO): minor groove of adenine-thymine-rich DNA binding
Source: RefSeq, a predicted model, not a curated record